UUCUAGUAUUCCAAUUCCUUUUUCUAUGCGUGCAGCCUAUCUGUUACCAUGACUACUGGACGAAGCUAGACAACUUUUCCGCAGUUUUAGAGAGGGUUUGGAUGAAGGYACCGCCAACCGAGGGUAGAGGACCUACAGGCGAAAAGAAGUGCAGACGUCCUAAAAUAAGAAAAUCAUGACCACAAAAUCCCCGGGCACGAGCCCUCAAAGAUGCUUGGCUACCAACAAUGCAAAACGAGUGCCACUGACACAGAAAAAGGCCACUGUACCCAGCCGUCCAGUACCAAGCAGGGUACCAACAAAGAGACUCACCUCUCUGCUACCAAGGUCUACUAGACAUGCUGCCAGUGCCAGGCCAGCUGGCUGCACUCAGAACCACAUAGAACAACUGCCACCUGAGAUCCUAAUGAAGAUCCUGUGGAACCUGGAUGCCUCUUCUCUCUACUGCAUUGGCUAUGUCAACAAGCUAUUAUAUAAGCUGGCCAAAAACAAUGCAAUGUGGCGUAAAAUGUAUUCUGCAAAAUAUGGGGAGAGUAAGAACUUGAAGGCCAAGCGCAUGGACGAGGUUGUGGAGAAGCUGAGUGUGAUGAAAGUUCAGGAGAGACCAGAGGGCUACUGGAGAAGGCUGUACCUUAGGACCGUAGCUGGCUACAACCACACCAAGUGGUUGAAGGAGCUGAGAACCAUCAAUCCCUUCACAGGCCUUCCCAGCCACACAGAGAGAGUCCUCAGAGAGCAGCGUGUGGCCUGGGAGAUCACAGUGUGUGACAGGUCGGUCUGUGAGGGGACUUUUGAGCAGAGCCACACCUACUACAGUGACUCGUCAGUGACAUUGUGCUGGACCAACGGUUCAUGGCCCGCCUUCCACCAACUCUCUACCGUACAGCUUCACGGUGUCAAGAGAGUUCCCCUCAAAUGUCCCAGCGCCAUCAAGCCAGGCUGGAGGUCUCUGAUGGCUCAGUUGGAUAUUGACACCAUCUCUAAGAGCAGCCAGGUGAUUGGUGGAGACAGACUGGUCAAGUUGGUGCUGCUGUCGCCAGGCAUCGUCAUCGGCAUCUGGAGGGGCCACUCGUCCAUAGCCUUUGUGAUGGCCACCUUCCACUACCACAGGCUGUUGGAAAGGAGUCUCCUGGGCUCAUCUGUUUGCCCAUACACCAUUCCAGAGAACAGGCCUCUUUUUGACGACGUGGACCCAAACUACGGUCUCCAUGGUUACACGCUACACAUUACCCUCCACAACACUGUGACGGAGAUCAUGUCUGGCCACUUCCCUCAGCUCUUCUGCCGGAAAGGUCAGAUCAAUGAAGGUUUCAUCCAGCUGAAUGCCAUCAUCAGGAGUAACCAGUCUCGGCAGACCCCUCUCUCUGCCAGGGUCAGCCUGCCCUGGAGGUCUGAUGCUCUGGAGGGGACUGUGAAGAACUGCUGCAUGAUGAGCCUGACUCUGCUGGAUGAGUCCCAGAUACCCUUCUGGUGUGUCAGCACGCCUGUCUCCAUGGUGCUGGCCAAUGAGGAGCCUUUCUCCUAUGACUAUGACUACCAGGGCCAGCACUUCCUGAUCAAGUACCAGGAUGCAGAGGGAAAGGUACAGAUGGACGUGGUGCUGCUGGAGGAACAGAGACAGUUCUUCCUUAUUAAUCUGGUUGUCUACAUCAGCACAGUCAAAGUCAACCAGCACUUUGGCAGAGCCUACUAAGGCUACUGUUUAGGGGGUACUGUAAGUUUGUACUAUAUGAUCUCUGCCUAGUUUUUUUUAGGUACAUUUCCCUAUGCCUAGAGCUGUUGCGGUGACCAUAUUACCGCCACACCGGCGGUCACGAUUCAUGAGGGCAGUCAAAUUCCACGUGACUGU
Salvelinus sp. IW2-2015 is the source of this 1849-nucleotide messenger RNA. RefSeq names its product F-box protein 15 (gene fbxo15). Gene Ontology annotation, molecular function: protein binding. Lineage: Eukaryota; Metazoa; Chordata; Actinopteri; Salmoniformes; Salmonidae. Gene Ontology annotation, cellular component: SCF ubiquitin ligase complex. The record is from RefSeq and is a predicted model, not a curated record.